Messenger RNA from Colletotrichum paranaense, 1539 nucleotides. RefSeq names its product artemis protein. The transcript is spliced from 4 exons. The record is from RefSeq and is a predicted model, not a curated record. Bases 1 to 1539 code for a protein of 512 amino acids. Gene Ontology annotation, molecular function: damaged DNA binding; 5'-3' DNA exonuclease activity. NCBI's taxonomy places the organism in Eukaryota, Fungi, Ascomycota, Sordariomycetes, Glomerellales, Glomerellaceae. Gene Ontology annotation, biological process: interstrand cross-link repair; double-strand break repair via nonhomologous end joining.
AUGUCGACAUUCAACGGACUCGUCGCGGAGUUCCCUGACAUACGAGUUGACUUCUUUCGGAAGCAUCCAGACCGUCGUCCGCCUCUCGCGUGUUUCCUGAGCCAUAUACACAGUGACCACUUGGCUGGGCUUGACUCCCUACGGUCUCCUUUCGUCUACUGCUCCGCAGCCACUCGGGAGAUGCUCCUCCGUCUCGAGCGUUACCCUUGUCGCAUCAAUCACGCCAAAGGAAUCCUCGAGGCACGCGUGCAGACGUACAAGCAUCUGAAGAAUCUGCUCAAGCCGUUACCCCUGGAGACCCCAACCACGUUGGAGCUGUCGCCAGGCAGUCACAUUCAGGUCACGCUAUUCGAUGCAAACCAUUGCCCUGGUGCUGUUAUGUUCCUCAUUGAGGAUUCGUAUCGCGCCAUACUCUACACGGGCGACAUCCGGAGCGAGCCAUGGUUUGUGAAUACGAUUGCAAGGAACCCAGCCGUGAUCGAGUACACCUCUGGCAUGAAGACGCUCGAUAAAAUCUACCUUGACACCUCCUUCAUCAAGGACAUACCCUUCCAGACCAAGGCCGAGGGCAUUGCAGAAUUACUCCGCAAAAUAGCGCAAUACCCAGAUAACACCGUCUUCCACAUCCAAGCAUGGACUUAUGGAUACGAACACGUCUGGAUAGCUCUGGCCAAAGCUCUCAAUUCCCGCAUUCAUGUCGACGACUACAAGAUGCGCAUCUUUUCGUCUCUCACUAGCAAGGUAUCGAAUGAUCGCUUCAGCUCUUCCGUUCAUCUAUGUCCAGAAGCUCCUGCUCUGGCAGGCUACGUAUUGGGUGUUGGCGGCGGCGGAGAUGAUCUAGAACGUGACGCUGAGCUCGACCCUCUGUCAACGGAAGACAUCACGGCAGUCUCGAAGCUCAUCGAAGAUGCGGAUAUUUCCCCAGAGGCAAAGUUUCGUCUUUCCGAGUUCCUCGAAACGGGUGUCAAAACGGGGCGAAGCCUUUCUCUGGAUCUCGAUAUUGCGUCAUUUGGAGAGAAGAAUCAGGCGGCCAUCAUGGACGCCUUCCAAGCAGUUGGUCGAAAGAAGCACCUGGAGGAGCAAUCCACACAAAUCACGCAACCAGCAAUAGACGGGCUAAGCGGGAAACUGCCGAGAGUUAUCACGUUUCCCUACUCCCGGCAUUCGUCUUAUCAAGAGCUAUGUGACCUGGUUCGAAUCUUUCGCCCCAAGGAUGUGUGGCCUUGCACAGUGAAUCCUGUCGACUGGCUCAGAAACACCACGAGUAUACGAUACCUGUUUGGUAAUCUCUGCUCUGGCGAUACCUUCGCCCACGACAUGGAGAUGAAGAAACUCGCCGAGAGUCUGAGAAUCCUCCAACAACCGUUAUCCAAAGGUCUUGGCAAUAGUCAAUUUCUGGCCACUGAGGCACACACCACGGCAUUACACUCAUCCCAUAGUUGCGAAAGCAUCGCAGCCGAUCCUUCCGCCGUUGAAAUAGAGGAGACACUUGUGCUGGGGCUCGAUAGCAACCCCGGAGACUCCGAUCCCGCCCACUGA